UCUAUGAGCCUAUGAUCAAUGUAUAAUCUACGCUUCAAGUUUUUAAGCUAUAGCACUAUUUACCUCUAAAUUUACCUACUGUUUAUUUAUGCAAAAUUAAUUUAAAACACGAGAUAUAAAAAUUGCAAUCCAAUUGUUCUGAAUUUGAUUUUGUUUUAAUUUUUUUACUAUUAACAAGGCUUAACUUUAAAUAUGAGCAAAAAUAAAAAGAAAAGUUUGCCUUCGGCGGUGAUUGAUCUUACAUCCUCAUUUACGUUGGCCGAUCACUGUACAUUAUCAGAUACUAUCAUAGAUCUCGCGAAUGAUGAAUCUUUUGAUUUGUCUGUAAAAAAUAAAAAUCCCACGAAACGUAGUUCAAAUAACAGUACACCUGAGAAGACAUCAAAGGUAACAUCUAAGAAAAGAAAAAAGUCAUCAAAUAAUGCCAGGGUUUGUCCAAUUUGUUUGGAUGAGCUAGGAAAAAAUCCAUUGUCUUCUACUAAGUGUGGUCAUGUUUUUUGCCAAUUGUGCUUAGAACAAUCUUUAGCACUUGAGAAAAGAUGUCCUACAUGUAGACAAGCACUCAAAGGAAAAACAGCAUAUCAUCCUUUAUAUUUACCAUCAGAAAAUUGAAUAAAUAAUAUAUUA
Molecule: messenger RNA, 627 nt
Organism: Melitaea cinxia (Glanville fritillary)
Lineage: Eukaryota; Metazoa; Arthropoda; Insecta; Lepidoptera; Nymphalidae
Product: E3 ubiquitin-protein ligase RNF4-like
Exons: 2
Coding region: 193-612 (139 amino acids)
Source: RefSeq, a predicted model, not a curated record